Hydractinia symbiolongicarpus is the source of this 1888-nucleotide messenger RNA. RefSeq names its product coiled-coil domain-containing protein 102A-like. The record is from RefSeq and is a predicted model, not a curated record. The coding region runs from base 489 to 1757 and encodes 422 amino acids. Gene Ontology annotation, molecular function: sequence-specific DNA binding. Gene Ontology annotation, biological process: regulation of DNA-templated transcription. The transcript has 9 exons. NCBI's taxonomy places the organism in Eukaryota, Metazoa, Cnidaria, Hydrozoa, Anthoathecata, Hydractiniidae.
GACAAAAAAGUUGAAUUACGCGGGUUUUAAAAAAGAGAUUUGUUUCUUGGUUAAUGUUGCUUCGAUUUUAAAAGUACAAAAGAUUUAUGUUUGGAUGGUUGUCAUAUGGGGGAGCUAUAUUUAUGUUUGUCUCAUUAAAGAAGAAUUUGUGAGAGUUAGCUGAAGUUAAAGUGAUCAAGUUGCAAAUAUUAUUGCUUCUAGUGUUUCGUCUUCCUUGCUUACUACAAUUAUUCAUGGGAAAUUUGAUGUUGUUGAAAAUAAUGCAAAAAUGCAAUUCUAAGUAGCCCGUUUUUAUAAGUAACACAAAAUUUAACCUGAUGGUCAAUUGUUUAGGUUUUUUCGUUUUACAAGCUCAACUGCUUGUUGAUUAUUAAAUAAAUAUACGUAUUUUCUUUGUCAGGCUGCGAGCUCUUCAAAAUCAAACUCCAGUCUCAAUCACGUUUGUCGUCGUAUGAAAUUUACAAUUUAGAACAAGAAUAGCAGUUAAAAUGUCGCUCACAAGAGAACAAACUUUGCUGCAAGAGCUCAAUGAGGCUAACAUUCGAACAUAUCAACUUGAAAAAACAGCAAGGUGGUGGAGUGAGUCUACAGCAAGCUGGAGAGAAAAAUGGGGUAAGGUUCGUAGUCAGCGAAAUAAACUACGAGACGAUUAUGUCAUACUAAAAGGACAAUAUACCUCGCUAACUAAAGAAUAUUCAAUGAUAAAAGCAGAGAAAGAUAAUUUACGGAACCAACUGGCAAGCCUGAAACCUGAAAAAAGAAUAGCUCGCAUAGAACCUUUACUUGAGGAAAAAAUCAACACCACGGAGGAGAUUAAUGUUAUUUGCAAUGAACUGAACUCUCCAAGAAAGGAUAAAAAGUUAUCAGAUCUUCCAAAAGAAUAUGCUUUACUGAAAGAUCUCGUUGAGGAAGACGAAGAAAACGAAGAAAGAAUUGGAGAGACUGGCGUAAAAAAAAUUGACAGUGAGCUUAUAAAUGAUAAACUUUCAAGAGUGAAAGAUUACGUCAUAUCAUGUGAUGAAUAUGUGCAAGCGAAAAACAGAGAAAUUGUUAAAUUAGAAUCAAGAAAUCUGGAAUUAUCCGAAGAUUACGAAAAAUUACAAGAACAGUACAUCGAAGAUAAGAAGAACAGUGAGGAAAAACCACCAACAGAUAAAUACGGACAACAUACAAACGAAUAUAAAAUCAGAGAGCUGCACCGCGAGAUACAAAGGCUGCAGCAAGAAAAUUGUAAUGAAUGGAGGAAACGAGAACAAUGUGAAACAGAUAUGAUAGAGUUAAGAAGAGAACUCAAAUGUUCACACCAGACAAUACAAGAACUCAAAGAAAGUUUGUCAAGAAAUAAGGAAGAAACAUCAAAAUCUCACUUAGCAGAAUUAAAUUUAUUUAAGACGGAGCUAGAACACAAAACACAUACGUGUAUGGAACUCAAAUCCAAUUUAAAUAGAACUCGCAGACAAUUACAAGAUAAGACAGAUGCACUUAACCACGAACAAAAAAGAACAGAACAUUAUGAAAGCGAAAUUAAGAAGUUAAGGUCGCGAGUAGACCAGUUAAAAAAACAAAUUUUGGGGACUGAGGAAAAGAUUGAUUUACGAGAGAAUCACAUUAGACGAUUCCAAAGAUCAUUAGAAGAGCAAACACAACUCAAAGAAACUCUACAAUCACAAGUAAAACAUUUAACAACGAGAUUAAAAAGACAAGAAAAUAUGUCCCGAGUCGAUCUGGAUGAAACGAGCGAUGAUGACGAGCCAUAGUAACAAUAAAUACAAACCGUUCAAUUACGCGUUUUUUCAGAUACACUAUAUACAAAUUAUUUUCAGUUGGAAUUUAUAAAAGGGAAAUGCUACUUAACAAAGUUUUAGAACUAUUAUAUUUAAAUUGUCAA